Messenger RNA from Vitis riparia (riverbank grape), 872 nucleotides. RefSeq names its product cytochrome P450 97B2, chloroplastic-like. The transcript is spliced from 6 exons. Gene Ontology annotation, molecular function: heme binding; iron ion binding; oxidoreductase activity, acting on paired donors, with incorporation or reduction of molecular oxygen. Lineage: Eukaryota; Viridiplantae; Streptophyta; Magnoliopsida; Vitales; Vitaceae. The record is from RefSeq and is a predicted model, not a curated record. Bases 16 to 744 code for a protein of 242 amino acids. Gene Ontology annotation, cellular component: chloroplast.
GUGUUCUACAGUCCAAUGUGGCAUUUACUUUUGGUUCUGCAGCUAAGAGAUGACCUGAUGACAAUGCUUAUAGCUGGCCAUGAAACAACUGCUGCUGUUCUCACUUGGGCUGUUUUCCUACUCGCACAAAAUCCCUCCAAGAUGAAAAAAGCUCAAGCUGAGAUUGAUUCAGUUCUUGGUCAGGGCAGAAUAUCCUUUGAAUCACUAAAAAAAUUGGAGUACAUAAGACUCAUUGUUGCAGAGUCUCUCCGUUUGUAUCCUCAGCCCCCAUUACUGAUCAGACGUUCCCUCAAGUCAGAUUCAUUACCAGGUGGAUACAAGGGUAAAAAGGACGGCCACUCAAUUCCUGCUGGGACUGAUAUCUUUCUUUCAGUAUAUAACCUCCAUCGGUCCCCAUACUUCUGGGAUCGCCCCCAUGAAUUUGAACCAGAGAGGUUCCUAGUACCAAGGAACAGCGACAUUGAAGGAUGGUCCGGCUUUGAUCCAUCACGGAGCCCUGGAGCAUUGUACCCCAAUGAGAUUGUUGCAGACUUCGCCUUCUUACCCUUUGGUGGAGGGCCGAGAAAAUGUGUGGGAGACCAAUUCGCACUCAUGGAGUCGACCAUUGCAUUGACCAUGUUGCUGCAGAAAUUUGAUGUUGAGCUGAAAGGAGGUCCAGAAUCUGUGGAGUUGGUCACAGGAGCAACAAUCCAUACCAAGAAUGGCCUUUGGUGCAGAGUGACGAAGAGGUCUGAUCUUCAUUAGAGCACAAGAGGUUACAUUGAGUAAAAUAAUUGAAUGAUGUAUGAUUUCCUUAUCAAGGAGCUGCGUCCGUGUUUUGAACAUUGGAAUAGGAAAUGAGAAUGGAAAAAUCUCAAAAUCAUUCUGUUUCU